ACGAAAAAGACCUCUCACAAAAGCAAAGCAAAAGUAGAGAGAAAUCAUUUCUGUUUCAUCAUUCAUGGGCUGCACUGUUCCUCGACCUGAAAGCGUUUUCACCAUCAAAGCUUCCACCACCACCACCACCACCACCACCACCACCUUUGAAGCUGCUGCUCCUUCUUCUUCUUCUUCUUCUUCUUCGACUUUUCCAAGAUUCCUUUCUCUUCCUACCCCACUCGUCCACCAUCCUCCCCUGAAGAAAGGCGAUACCCAUCUCCUGGUUUCCCUCACCUCAACCACCUACACUUCUCUUCUCCUCGAUCAACGUUCAUCCGAUCAUCAUCAGAAGAAAACCUUAACCCUAGAAUCAGAAACCCACAAAAACCCAUCUCCCGAUUCGGUCAUCAACGCUUGGGGACUCAUGGCCGGCCUUGACGACUUCGAUUUCUCCUCCAAGCCCAAUUCUGCUUCUUUACUUGACCGAUCCCACUCUGUUCGCCAUGAUAGUUCAUCCCCUAAGAAACCAUUUUUCUCCCGCAGUGGAUUGGCCAAGAAGCUUUUCGGCUCCUUCCAACCUCCUUGGUUGGAGAAUUCGAAUUCGAAUUCGAAUUCGAAUUCGGUCGGUGAAGGGAAAGUGAAGCAAUUGUGUAAUUCGUUUGAACCUUCGGCAGAUGCAGGAAACGAUAAUAAUAAUUCGUUGAUGAAGCCACAGGGGAAGCAAUCAUCGGAGGAAUCGCUUCUUGCUGAUAUGGAUCCUAACUUGUUAUCAAGUUGCAGACGGUCAAUGUCGUCUAGGCAGUUGAGUUUUAAUCAGUCAAAGACGGCGAGGUCAUUUAUGGGUUCGAGCUCGAGAUUUUCGCCUUUGUUCGAUAGUCGGAUUCGAUUGCCGGGUGCUGACGAUAAGAUUGUUGUGUUUUUUACUAGUUUACGGGGAAUUCGAAGGACUUAUGAAGAUUGUUCUGCUGUUCGGAAUAUAUUAAGAGGCUUUAGGGUUCUUGUGGAUGAGAGAGAUAUUUCAAUGGACUCUAAUUAUAGGAAAGAGCUGCAGACUGUGCUGGGAGAGAAGACUGUGAGCUUGCCCCAAGUUUUUAUUUGUGGGAAAUACAUUGGAGGGGCUGAAGAUAUUAAGCAGCUUCAUGAGGUGGGAGAAUUGGCCAAGCUUCUUGAAGGGUUCCCCAUUCGGGAUACCAGGUUUGUCUGCAAGAGCUGCGGCGAUGCCAGGUUUGUUCCUUGCUUGAAUUGUAGUGGCAGUCGCAAGGUCUUUGAUGAGGACGAAGAACAAUUGCGUAGUUGCCUGGUAUGCAACGAAAAUGGAUUGAUACGGUGCCCUAGCUGCAAUUCUUAAUGCUUUUUAGUUAUCAAUGGUAUAUAUGUUUUGAUAUUUCUGGUGAGAAUUGUUGGAAGAAAAAGGGGGAAAAAAAAAUACUGCUUUUGUUGCUGUAAGUGUGGAUUUCUCUGUCCCCAGAUCUGAGGGGAUGAUUAGAAACUCUUAUAGGUUUUUGUUCUUCUUUCUUUUUCUACGAUGUAAAAUGGUUACUGACUGGGUAUUCUUGUUCAUCAUCUCUCUGAACUACAUUCAAAGAAAUAAAUGAAAAACUUUAUUGGCUUUGUUGAUCA
Messenger RNA from Macadamia integrifolia, 1602 nucleotides. RefSeq lists its product as uncharacterized. Lineage: Eukaryota; Viridiplantae; Streptophyta; Magnoliopsida; Proteales; Proteaceae. The transcript has a single exon. The coding region runs from base 65 to 1330 and encodes 421 amino acids. The record is from RefSeq and is a predicted model, not a curated record.